AUGUGGGAAGGGCGCCUUUGUGUAAUCUGGGUUUCCGCCCCCGGUACCAUCGAUGGGCCCUGCGGCCCCGUCUUUCUCCACCACCCCUACCCCGCCCGGCGCAGGGAGCUCACGCCUGCGGAGUUCACUUACGCCUUCUCCCUGUACCGGGACGACGUCUGCUCCUCCUUCCCUGGGCACCGUGCGGAGUUCGAUGACUACUUCACCUUGGUCCUGCAGCUCGCCCUGCGGUUUGGGGGCUCCGGGUUCUACACCUACCACGUCCGGUUCGCCUCCGAGGCCGCGGGGUGGCUGCAGCAGUUCAACGAGUCGACUUACUGGGGCAUGCUGGACAGCGAGGCCUACUGCCGGGUCUUCGCCACCCGGUCCGCACUGCCCUGUUCCCUGUGUGGCGCCCCUUCCCACCCGCUGGUGUGUACGGUCGCGGCCCGCCCGGCCCCUGCACCCGGCCCCAUCACCCCGCAGCCCCUCAUGUCCGGCCCUGCGGGCACUGACCGCCGGGGCCGCCCCAUCUUGCUGCAGAAGGGGCGCAUGAUUUGGUUCGGCUGUUAUUACAACGGCCGCUGGUUCUCCUCCCCUUGGCCUUUCGAGUUUCCUUCCUGCCCUUCUCCCUCACUGGCCCCCUCAUCCGCGCUUCACGAGGUCUACCCCAUCAUUAUCACCGCCCUCCUCUGGGGCCACGAAUGGUCACGCCAAUCCAUCCUCAUCCACUCCGACAACACUGCCGUCGUCUCCUGGAUCAACAAAGGCCGAUCAGAUUCCAUCACUGCUAUGCCCUUCAUCCGCCGCCUCACCUGGCUUUCAGUCACCCAUCAGUUCAUCAUCAGAGUCGCUCACAUCCCCGGUCACCACAACACCAUUGCUGACUCUCUCUCCCGUCUCCCUGCAGAAAUUCAGGUGCUUGGCCCCAGAGGCGGACUCCCUUCCCACUCCGGCCCCUCCAUAUUCCUCUACGACCUUCCCGUAACGGCACCCCUCCACGACCUUCACCUCCACACCCAGGACGUCAUCCUCCAAAGUCUGUCCCGUACACUCGCCACCUACUGGACAGCCUGGAAAUGCUUCAAGUCCUUCCACACCGUUCUCCACCUCACCUUCCCCUCAUUCGACCUCCUCUCCAUCACCAACUUCAUCUCAUACGCUCACACGCACCUCUCUAUCCGCACUUCCACCAUACACACAUACCUCAGCGGUGUCAACUUCUUUUGCAAGUUGCUCUCUGGUUCCCCCUGCACAGCCAUCUCCAACAGCCAGACAUCCCUCCUUAUGAAGGGUCUGAAGCGCCUGGAACCCCGCUCUCCCUCUGCACGUCUCCCUGUCACUGCCGACUUACUAGCCGCCUGCAUCAGCACACUGCGGACUGGCUACUCCUCCCAUUCCACCCUAGAGGCCAUGUUCCUCCUGGCCUUCUUUGGCAUCCUGAGGUGCUCCGAAUUCACGUCCACCUCCUCUACCUUUGACCCCUCUGCUCAUCCAUGCGUCUCUGACAUCACUCUACACUCCCCCGACACACUAAUUUUCACGCUGAAAUGCAGCAAGACUAAUCAGAGUGGGCCAGCAGUUCCCAUCUUCCUCUUCCGCCUCAACUCUCCCCUCAGCCCCUUCGAGUCACUACAGAAACUGAUUCUCUCCAAAUCAGGAAGCCACGCCCUCCCAUCCAGCCCACUAUUCAUCACGGAAUCAGGACACGUCGCCUCCCGGUUCUGGUUCCACCAUCAUCUCCGCCACAUCCUCGCCAAAUCAGGCAUAGACCCUUCAUACUAUUCUGCUCAUUCUUUCAGGAUCGGUGCGGCUUCCUCUGCUUCCAGCCAGGGCGUUGCCGACCACACCAUCCAGCUCCUGGGUCGCUGGUCCUCCCAGGCAUACCGCCUAUACGUCAGGACCAACCUCCCUGACCUCCACCACACUCAGGCUCGCAUCAGCCUCGCUGCAGCAAGUAGGUGAGUCUGUUCCUUUUGGGGAUCCGAUCGAGCUGCUGCUCGGCCGUGACCCUUAAGGACUCUCCGCCACACCCCGAGUCCAUACCCGGUAACCAUACGUGCACCAU
Osmerus eperlanus (European smelt) is the source of this 2047-nucleotide messenger RNA. RefSeq lists its product as uncharacterized. Gene Ontology annotation, molecular function: DNA binding. Gene Ontology annotation, biological process: DNA integration; DNA recombination. NCBI's taxonomy places the organism in Eukaryota, Metazoa, Chordata, Actinopteri, Osmeriformes, Osmeridae. The record is from RefSeq and is a predicted model, not a curated record.